Molecule: messenger RNA, 4586 nt
Organism: Strongylocentrotus purpuratus (purple sea urchin)
Lineage: Eukaryota; Metazoa; Echinodermata; Echinoidea; Camarodonta; Strongylocentrotidae
Exons: 11
Coding region: 375-2381 (668 amino acids)
Source: RefSeq, a predicted model, not a curated record
UGCGACUUGGCGAUGUUUGUAUAAAGUAUAGCUGAAUAGGUUUCGACAAUGAAUGAAUCAAACUAAUAUACUCAGUCUCACAAUAUACUCAAUCACCUGUUCCAAGCUCCAGUUGUCGGUUCGCUCUGGUAAUUUUUGCAUGCUGUUAUCUUGUGAGUUUGGUUUGAAUACUACAUAGGCCUAUUACUGUAACGAGCAUCAUACAUCUAAUUUUUCGUAACGCAGCUCUGUUUGAAACGCAUUUAAAAUCUCUUCUAUUUACCUCAACUAAGUCCUCAAGCCUUCUGUUUAUCGCACUAGCAUCCAAAAAAAGGUCAGCCUAGCUCCAAGCACUUCGAUUCCUUGACUGAACAUCAGCCCGGAUUGGCGCGACCAUGCCAGUAGAGACAACCAUGGAGCCUGGUAGUAUUCAACACAGCGGCUAUCUCACACCAGGAGAUGAAAUCAAUGUACAAGGAGGAUUUACAGUUCAUUUUCAGAAGAAGCAUCGUAGAUACUGGACGCUCCAGUAUUUCGGAGAGGGUAAUCUCACACUCAGUGGCUAUAAAGAUGAAAAAUCCUUCAAGAGAUCGUCAUCGUCAACGACAAAGACUUCGACAUUGGGUCGUCAAAGAAAAACUUCGAGCGCACCAGUCGAGACGAUUCGUUUGAUGACAUCACUCAAGGUUCACAAGUUUGAGAUGAAGACUAAGAAGAAGGUGGAAAAUGCUCUCAUCAUCGUCAAUGGAUCGCAUCCUAAAUUCUUCCGUCCAGAUAACAAUGCUGAACUGGAUACAUGGCACAGUGUCUUUAUGAAGUUCUCGAGUGAUACCAGGUUAAUAAAGAGACGAGUCCGGCCUGACAAGACACGCCUUUCUCCAACACAUCAAGCACAGGAUUCAUCGGACAAUCUAGAACGAGACAGCGGCAUCUCGGCAUCAUUCACCAGAUCGACCUGCGAAUCGGAACGUUCGUCAUCAUCAAGCAUGUCGAGUGAGGAGUUGAACGACCUCUCCCCUCAACGUUUCUUCCCGACUACUGUCUCCUUUGAUCUCGAGGAUGAUAACACAUCGCCUGUGCCAUCGCCUACGUUACGUGAGCCAUUAGGAAGACAAACGAACAGCAUUGUGAGGAGAUCGACUUUCUACAGAAAUAGCGAAGGUGUUUAUGAAGAGAGAACUUCACCCUCCUCACGCGAGUCAACGGAGAGUGGGUUUUACGAUUCCGCAAUACAUCGAAACGAGGAUGACAGGUCCAAUUCCGUGUACGAUGCCCUUCCUUCAUCGUCACCAUCACCACCGCGUCGGUUCGGUGCGACCACCGUCAAUAGCGAGCACCUUGUGAUUCCAGCUAAACAUCUAAGGAAAACAAUGCACAGUUCAUCCUCAUUCGAUAACACUGACAGUUCCAUACCAGAAGAGGAUGAAAAGGAUCUUGUACAUGAUGUCACUGAGACGAUUGCAAAGAGACUGGGGGUGGAUAACUCAGCUGAAUUACAAAGGAUUUUAAACGACGAUGGUAGUACACAUGCAUACAUGAAUCAAAGGCUCCCGUUCAAGCCCGCGAGCCCAUUAGUGAGCAGGGCGAGUCCUCCCAUUCCUGCUCGACCAGGGAGCCAACCACGCAGGAAGAGCUCUCUAGCAGGUCCCACCAGCGAGACGAACUACCACCAACCGGUGCUUCCAGGGGGGCGUAGGAGAGCGGAAAGCGUGCCCAUCAGCCUUGAAGAUAGUCUCAAGUACUCUCCACGCUUCAGUCAACUACCCGUUCCUGAAGUUAAAGAGCCAUAUUCAGAUAUCAAAGCGUUGAUGGCUGAGCAGGCUGGAGAUGCAAUCGAAGUUCAUAUCGAUAAGGAAGAUUUGGUCAAUUCAAUUGCUCUGGUUGACAUUCGAGGAAAAGUCAUCAUCGCAGGGUGGAAGAGGUCUCUGAUUGGUAAACUGCAUGUUGGUGAUAAUCUUGUUCAAGUCAAUGACCAAGUCGUCUCACAAGCUGAAUGGGCGAAUACAUUCAUCAAGACAUCAUCUAGAUCUCAGAUUGUUUUACACGUGAAUCGUCUUCCAUUUGCCAAGAUCAUCAACUGUACGAGAAUACACGAAGACACUCUGUGGGGUUUUGAAUGCAAAGCAAAUGAGAUCACCCAUGUACGGUCAGGACCAGCCACGGAAUCGGGUCUUACAGAGAAAUCCGAGUCCAGUGCCUUCUCAAAGAAAUCAUGUGAGUGGAUCAUCACAGAGGCUGCGAAUAAACCCAUUAGACUCAACUGCCCCAAAGAUGAGAUGAUGCAAUAUCUGGCGACUAGGAACCUCGCUCUCCCCCUCGUAGUUCAACCAAAGGACUUCAUCCACGAUCUCAACAAGGCUUUGAACAAACUCAAACGCUCUUCAUUUUACCGUGUAGGCUGAACAUUCUCAACAUAACAAUCAUCGACUUCGAUGUUGAUGACGGUGCAUAUGAUGAUGAACAUGAUGAUAGUGCUGAUCAUGAUCAUGGCGGAGUCCAAUGGACAAGUGACGAUGUUGAUGUUGAUGAGGCGAUGUCGAGAUCAUCUAUGUUACAAUCGACGCUAAAAUGAGUUUGCCAUUCAAACGUCAUUCCAUACUUGCAAGUCGUUAAAUCUUGGUCCAAGUUGGCAGACAUUCUCAUUAAAUUUCUUCGAAAAGGAAUGAAAUAAACGUUUUCUUUCAGUUAUCCAUGCACGAAUCACUACAUUACUCAUUGAGUAUGUAGUUUGUUUAUAUGGAUGGAUCGCGUAUAUCGAAUAUAUCCAACAACUGCAUGCUGUGUUCAUCUAUUACAUGUAGUUUGCGUAUAAUAUGAUCUGUGAAACAUAUAACAUCUGACAAAAUAAAUGGAAAAAGUGAGCAAACCUUAUAAUAUGCUGACAAAUGUACGGUUUAUUAGUUUGACUCUUGAAAACAAAAGAUUUAAAGAAGGCUUGUUGGAAGUUAUUUUUUUUUUGUCUACGGUAUUUUGGUGCUUGUCUGUAUAACCCACAGCCAUAGGCCGCGGUAUUUGGUGUUUGAUUGGUGGAAAAUCUCUACAUAGUUAUUGUUUAAUCGUCGUGUGUCUUUAAUCACGGAUUCUACCUUUUUAUACAGUUUUUAGAAUGGCAUUAUAUACAAUUGUGUGAAAAAAUACCGUCCUAUAAAAAAUGACAUGUAAAUUAUAAUUCGUGGUCGACAAACAUGCUAACUGGUUGUGGCAUUAUAGUGGCAUGGUGGCAUUAUUAUUCAUGUGGUUUUAUAUUUAAUCAUUGUAAAUUGAUGUAUUUAUAGGCAAUUAUAUGCUUUAUUUGUGCUCUUUCUACAUCUAGUCCUGCAAAUGUGCUUCAGUGCUUUUCAACAUCUUGAGUGUCUCGUAUUUCAGUAGUGGAUCCAGGAGAGGAUUUUCUGAGGGGGUGGGGGGAGGGGGGCAGUUCUUCCCCUGAUGUAUGACAUGUUUGAUUUUGCAGAGGUCAUCAGAGUGGGGGAGGGGGUAUGCUCAAUGCCCCCUGAGUUUGCUAAAUCAAAUGUAGCUGUAACUAUAUAUAUAUUUUUUUUUAAAUAAAAAUAAUUUUGAUGUCAAGAACAUGAAAUGAACAAAGAAGAAAUCCUAACAACAUUAGCACUUAAAAAUGUGCUAACAAAUAGAUAUUUUGUUCAUUCAUUUUUUAAUAUAAAAUAAUAGUAAAAAAAAAGUAAAUAGUAACGUGACCUAAAUUUAAAUGAAUAUAAAAUCGCCUCAUACUUAAUACAAAUUUCGGCGCCGGUCGUUUUCUCUGUCUUAAUAAAUGUUUACAUGUGCUAGGGUAGGUUAAGAAUGUUAUUUAAGUUAGUAUUGUUUGUGUAACUACAGGUAUUUUGAGAAUAUUUCCUUCCAGUUGUUUCAUGUGCUUCGCUACUAUUUUUUGUUAAUGUGUUUCUUUAUUCUUUUACUAAUUAUGUAUGAUAUAAUAUUUGUUUAUCCAUUUGAAUUUGAUAUGCAAAUAGUUUGUAAGAUACGUUAGUGAUACAAGUCACUUACCAUAAUAUAGUUGUCUUAGUACUCUUAUAUAUUUAUCGUUUGUCCUCGUUUAUCUUUUUAAUAUUGUUGUUAAGGUUUCAUAGAAGUGAUGUCUCUUAAAGCCCCACUGUCCUACUUAUAUAGAAAACUUCCCAAUCGGUGCCUGUUGGUCCCCCAUGAUCAUCUUGUUCUUAUGUUAGUUAAGAGCUGAGUUAAUGAGCCACAUGUCAGUGACCUCGAUGUGUGGUCUAAUCCCUUCUGGCCCAGUAGUAUUGACGGUCUUUAAUAACAACCACAAAUGAUUAUCUCUAUGUCUAUUGACCCUGUUCUUCUCUGUACCAAGAGCUCAUACCCCUCGAUUGCCAGAUCCGAGUGUAUGUAGAGAAUGAUUAGAAAAUGUUGUUCCACAUAUUUUGAUAUCCUUUGCCAAUGUUAUACUUUGCCUACAUUUGUAUAUCAUUAUAAUCUCUAGCUGAGCUAGAUUGGAAUUAGUAAUUUUUCAUAUUAUGUAUUAUAGUAUGUACUAUUGUGGUUCUUAUCGCUAGUCGAUGUAGAAGAGUACCUAUAUACGGUGUAUAUUCUGUCGCUUUGCGAUCCAAUAAAAUUGUGUCUGAUGAAAAAAAAAA